ACGGCGGCAGGCUUUUAACCGGGACAGCCGCGUCGCGGGCGCGCUCCCCACAGAACACUCGCGCCGUCGCUUUCGUGGCCUGCCCAGUUCUCUUCCGCGUCCGGAUCGCGGGUUGUAAACGGCCGCGUUGCACGUGCCUCGCGCGUAGCUGCCCCUCUUCCCCUGUGAGUUAGGUGACCAAAAUGGCAAAUGUGUUACACGGGGCUGCAGAGAUGUCAGGGGAACGAUCGUGAUCCACGCUGCAAGGAGCGCAUUGUGGUGCGCCAGAGACACGCCUACCACUGGUCUUCUCAUUCUGCACAGACGCCGCACAAUGCCACACAAGAUCGGCUUCACCGUCAUUUAUGCCACCGGUGAGGACGAGCACCACCGCGCCACCGAGCUGAACGUGCACGGGCCCACGGUGCGCGGCUGGCAGUCCGCGCAGGCCUGCACCUACCCGCAGGAGCUCGUGCUGCAGCUGCACGCAGAGGCCGUCGUCAGCAGGAUACAGAUCCUGGCCCACCAGUUCCUCAUCCCGGAGCGGCUGGAGCUGUGGGCGGGCAGCGACGUGGACGAGUCGGACCCGCAGAGCGUGUGCGGCUCGCACUUCGAGUACCUGGGCUACAUCACGCUCUCCAGCAACGAGAGCACCGCCUUCAAGUCCCGGGAGCUCAAGUCCGUCACCGUCCCCUCCUGCAAGGCCAGGUUCCUCAAGCUGCGCCUGCACAAAAACCACCCAAAUGCCUUUAACGUCCACAAUCAGGUGAGCCUUAUCGCGGUGAACGUGCUGGGCCAGCUGUGCGAGCCGGACGGGUGCGGCCGCGAGAACAACAACAACGGCCUGCCCAACAACCACAACGCGCUGCUGCUGGUCAGCAACCCGCAGUACACCUCGCCCUACGACGACCUCGCCUUCGAGAUGUACGUCGACCCCGAAGUGGCCAGCAUCAUCCGCACCAUGGAGGCCAAAAAGCAGCAAGCCGUCAUAAACGAGAGGUUCGAGUACGCGCGCCGACUGAAGCUGGCCAUGGCGGACCUCCGCGUGGCGGGCGAGCGGCUGAGCAAGCUGGAGCUGGAGAAGCGGCACGCCAUCAGCUGCGAGGACUACGACCGCGCCAAGCUCAAGAAGUCGCAGCUGGACCAGUACCGCCACACCGUCUACCGCUUCCUCGAGGUCGACGACCUGCUCGAGCUCAGCGGGCCCGUGGCGAAGAACGACGAGAGCCUGGACGUGGGCAGCGCCGGCCACCGGCCCGAGCUUCCGCUGCCGCCGCGCCUGCUGCAGGUGUCGCCGCAGCCGCCGCCCGCCUCCGCCGCCGCUGCCGCCGCCCCCGCCCCCGCCGCCGCCGCCCCCACCGCCGCCAGGGAGGGCGCCACGUCGCCGCUGCCCGCGCCGCCCGCCAUGCACCAGUCUCCGGUGUCGCCGCUGCACCACCACACCAGGCCCAAGACGCCGCCUGCGCACGUGCACGCCGCCACCGCCACCGAAGGGGCACCAGCGGCAGCGCGGGUUAGCCCGUCGUCGUCGCCCACAAACAUGCAAUUGAGUCACAGCCACAGCCAAACGCAGAGCCUGCAGCUGCACACGGGGUCUCUGCGUAGCUCGCAGCGACGCCGCAACAAGUCUGCAGGCGCCGCGCUGCCCGCCAGGAACAGCUACGAGGCCUACGAGGAGCGCACCGUCCCAGCACUCAGGCACUGCCAUGCUAGCAGCCUGAGAGAGUGCCAAGUGGAAAAUGAAACAUCAACCAGGUCAAAAAUUAGUGAACGAGAAAAGAAACAGGCUGCUCUUCCAAUCACAGUCUUUGGACUGGAAUUGGUUGAGAAGUUCUACUCAAAGCAGUAUUCAGACAAGGAGGAGGGUUUGCAGCAGUUGAAAGAUGUGCUUCGGGCAUAUGCAUCUGGAGAGAAACAUCCUGAGCAACCAACUGCUUCACCAAACAAAAUCGCAAGGGCUGCAAUUUUUUUAUUACACAGGGCACUCAGGGAUAAGGUAUAUUCCGUCUACAGUUUGGCAGCUGAAAAUAUUAGGCUGUUUUUCUCAGAAUUUGUUCCUACCAGGGUUACUUCAGCAGAGGUAUCUAGAAGUGUAGAGCGUCUGCUCCCAGAACUAUUGUCCAAAUCUGGUGACACCACUCCACGGAUUCAUAAUAUGGCUGUUCACACCAUACUCAGUAUGGCAGACUGCCAGGAGGUCAGAGAGCUGCAUAUUAUACCAGUGCACCUCACACGUCCAUUAACAAGCAGCAUACAUCCUAGACUUGCUCUCAGCCGUAUUGAGAUGGUGGAACAGUUGGUUUUAAGCCACGGUAUCUCUACAGACAAGCAAAGUGGUUUGACAUGCCGUGUACUUGCUGAGUUUGGCUCAUCUGGUCUGCAUCAUCCUGCUGAAGCAGUGCGUAAAGUGGCAGAGAGAGUGCUCACGCUUGUGUACAGGGUCAAUCCUCGACUUGUGAGGAAACAGCUGCCACCUGAUGAUGACAUUACUCGGAGGAACCUUCUAUAUCGUCAGUUGUUUCAUGAAUUUGAUCUCAUUGACAUGCAGCGGAAGAGGGAGGUCCUAGAAAGAAACAGGCAAGUGGUUCGCGCAGCUGCACAAGUUACAAACGUGUCUACAAGUCCUACAAACAAUGCAAAUGUCAACAAAUCACCUGGCCAUCAAACAGGUAGCAGUUCCUCAUCAGCAAGUAUAAUAACCUCACCAAGCGAUGCAUCUCAGCAAGACGUCAGUGAUGACAAAAUGUGUAUUUUCUGCCUUGUGAGAGCAGAAAACUUCACCGAGGAAGGAUUAAAUAUACAUUACUGGCGUUCAUGUCCCAUGUUAACACGUUGUGUGCACUGCAAGCAAGUUGUUGAGAUAUCAGUCCUGUCGCAUCAUCUGACAGAUGAAUGUGACAUGCGACACCUGUACAAGAAAUGUGAGCGUUGCACUGAAGCCAUCCUGGAAGAUUAUUUUGAUGACCACAUCAACUCUACUGAAUGUGUCCCUGUGGAACCUCUAAGCACUGCCAACCACUGUCCAUUAUGUCACAGCAACAUUCCACCAUGGGAGGAUGGUUGGCGACAGCAUUUGAUGAACCUGCCCUGUCCAAACCACCCUAGGAAGAAGCACAUUAAAAAUCGUUCCAAAUCUCCACCAGAGGACAAACACAACAGUAACCAAUAAUCACAUCACUGUCAUAUAUACUCCAACUACAAAAUAGAGAAUGUGGGAAAUGGGUACCCUUCAGUUUUAUAAUUGUCUUCAGUAUUCAUAUUAUACAUCGCAAAAAAAAUGUAAACCUUGGACUUGCUUUUUAA
Schistocerca serialis cubense is the source of this 3282-nucleotide messenger RNA. RefSeq names its product centrosomal protein of 104 kDa. Gene Ontology annotation, cellular component: cilium. The transcript has 17 exons. The record is from RefSeq and is a predicted model, not a curated record. Bases 314 to 3148 code for a protein of 944 amino acids. NCBI's taxonomy places the organism in Eukaryota, Metazoa, Arthropoda, Insecta, Orthoptera, Acrididae.